Molecule: messenger RNA, 864 nt
Organism: Mizuhopecten yessoensis (Yesso scallop)
Lineage: Eukaryota; Metazoa; Mollusca; Bivalvia; Pectinida; Pectinidae
Product: carcinoembryonic antigen-related cell adhesion molecule 1-like
Exons: 5
Coding region: 1-864 (287 amino acids)
Source: RefSeq, a predicted model, not a curated record
AUGACUUGGACGACUGUGACUGACCUGAAGCUCAUGGGAAACCAUAGCCUGGUCGCUAAAUGUCCGAAAAUCGAUGGCCCUGGUACUGUUACACUGACCCCAGCGGACACUACCUACACCAGGACUGAGAGGGACACGUUACCGGACAUCACAUGUACAGCUGACUGUAUACCUGGCUGUACCUUUGUCUGGACAAAACCUGACAACACCAACUUUACUGCCUCAGCUGUGUUGUCACUGGGACAACUGGAUAGAUCAGAACACGGGACGUACAGAUACGGUCCAUCAGCUGUACAGCUGACACCACCAACUACAUCCUACACUUUAACAGAAGGACACACUCUAUCUACCGUCACGUGUUCUUCUGACUGUAACCCAGCCUGUACCUACAUCUGGACAAAGGACGGACAGUCCCAAUCAACAGGGUCAGAGCUCCAGCUCAACAAAAUACAACGUGGUCAGAGGGGAGUGUACAGGUGUACGGCCAGUAACGGAUACGGGAAUCGAACAUCUAGUGACGUCACUGUCAUCGUCAACUACGGUCCUGAUACUGUUACCCUGUCCCCACCUGGCACUACCUACACCAGGAAUGAGGGGGACACGUUACCGGACAUCACAUGUACAGCUGACUGUAGACCUGACUGUAUCUUUGUCUGGACAAAACCUGACAACACCAACUUUACUGCCUCAGCUGUGUUGUCACUGGGACAACUGGACAGAUCAGAACGCGGGACGUACAGAUGUACGGCUAGGAAUGGUGUCAGAGAGAUGACCACAGCUACAAGUGUAACUAUAUCAUAUACAAACUUCAACAUGAUGUCCGAAACCGGCACCAUGCUCCUAAAACGUGAUUCAAGAAUAUAG